CGAGGCCCUGGGCCUCUGAGUCAGAGGCUCCUUCUCCGCUUGUGCAUUUGUCUCUUGCACCUGUUCGAAUUCUGCGCCUUUGCCAGUGUCUCGCUUGGGUGAUCCUUGGUUCUUUGAGCCUGUGAGUUGGGUGUCAGCACUCACCAGAUUGCUCACCUCCAAACCAGGGUGUCACCUGUAGGUAGGAGGAGCCUCCACAAUGGGAAACAUCAAGUCUAAGGAUGACAGAGGAGCCAUUCCAAAGAAAGAAACGCCAGCAUUUUAUAUGUACACCCACUACCAGCCUAAGUGCUGCAGAUUUCUGGUGGACUGGCAUAGGCUUACGAGAGGUCACGGUCUGUGGUUUCCACGAGAAGGAUCGUUUGACCUGAGUAAAAUAAUGCACCUGAAGGAGGUCCUGGAAUAUCGUGGCUCUAAAGUGGGGCGAGGCGAGUGGAAAGCGUUCAUUGUUUGGUACGCUGAAGCUUCCAAAAGGCACCAGGAUGCUCGGGAGCAGCAUCAUAGAGAUUCCAUUGCGAAACUGGAAGAUAAGAUUCGAGCUUUUGAGUCUGUCAAUCACCCUCCACCACAACAGGAGGUGCCGGGGGAUGUUGGGGAGCGCUUGAGUGCUCAAGGAGUUGGCCAACCUCCAGCUCCAGCCGCUGCCCCUCCGGCGCCGACUCAGGCCCCAGCCGCUGCCUCUUCCGUUCCUUUAACUCCCCUUCCUUCCUUAACCCCAACACCUGUUGUAGCCUCAGAUGCUAGAGACUCCUGUAUCUCUUCUCCCAGGCUGAGAGUGGUAGAGCACCCAGAAUGGAGAAGGAAUUUAGGUGAUUUUAUUGCUUCUAGGCCUAAGAAUUUGUAUGACCUUGCUAGCAAGUUCUCAGACAUUGAGAAAGAACCAAUAGAGUUUAAGAAUCAGUUAAGUUUUGUUAUUAAUGUUUUUAAGCCCACCUGGGCAGAUAUGAACAGACUUUUGACAAUUGUACUGGCCACAGAGGUCAGAGAGCGCCUCUUUGAUGCGGCGCUCUGGCCGCCGAAGGAUCCUGGAGAGAGUCCCUACCUGGUUUGGGUCUGGCAGGCUUUACUCAAUGCUGUUCUGUUGGUCUGCCCUAGAAAAUCUGACUGGGGGAAAAUCGUAUCCUGUAAGCAAGAAAUGAAUGAGCAACCUAGCAUGUAUUUAAAUCGCUUUACAAAAGUCUUUGAGGAGCACUCUGGCAUCAGUGAGCCGGGCAAUGGGGCCACCCAAGGGAUGGCGAUCGCUUUUGUCCAAGGCCUCCUCCCCAGAGUUCAAAAACAGCUGCGUACUUUUUGUGUGGGGUGGGAAGGAAAAUGCGUGUACGAAUUAUCAGCAGUAGCUCACUACUACUGGCAGCUGGAGCAGGAGAGGAAGAUGAUCGUCUGUCGAGGCCCUCAGAGACGACGGCCUCGGAAGUCCUUUGACCCUUCUGCAUGCUUUUACUGUAAACAGCGUGGUCAUUGGAGAAAGGAGUGCCCUUAUCGGCUCACUCACCAGCUCCAACAACUGGAGCCUUCCGUCACGUUCUCCUGCGGGAUAGUUGGUCUUUAGAGCCCCGACUGGAGGGACCCUCCAAGCCCACUCUCUAGGCUUCAUUUCUCCUCUGAGAAAUGGCUCCUCAUCGGGAGAUUUGUUUUCUGUCUUUUGUAAUUUCACCUUUUGCCUUAAAUUCCUCAGUUCCCUAAAGGGGAAGAGCUUUCUAUUCCCAGAUUUUAAUAAUGCCUAGCCCAAGGGCUAGGAGUGAAGGGGUGUUCUUUGUAGCCCCUUGGUGCUUGGGGAUAACAGAUUUUGUACCUUUUCUAAGUGGAGAAUCAAAGGGAUAAAAAGCCCAGGCUCACCAUCCCUUUCAGCCACAAUCUAUGCAGUCUUGAAAACAGAAACUGCUCUCAUGGGCAUGAGAGAUGGAAUCUUUUUUUUUUAAAUUUUUUAUUUUUUUUGAGAGUUGAAGUGUUUGUGGGGUUUAAAAAAAAAAAAAAGAAAUCUUCUGGACUAUCUUGGGGAGGGAUCCCCCCCCUUGGAAAUAUGUGUGCUUUGCCUUAAUUGUAGAUCAUAGGUCUUUGGGUGAUGAGGAGAACCCUUUGGGACCAUUGAUAUCUCUUGCCCAUGAUCUGUGCCCUUAAGGGGAUCCGUAGUAAAGGGAGCUGGUGCUGGAUUGGCAGCCUGACAUAUUAGGGCCUGUCUGGCAUGCCUGGUAUUCAUCCAAGAUGACUGACCCAUUCUGGGCUUGCUAUGUUGAAUUGCUGGGCAGGUGAUCUUCCAGAGGCCGGGACGGGAGCUGCCUUACUCCAUUGGCCACCUUAUCCCGGGCCUCCUGCCUGUUGGGUCACCAGCCUGGCUGGCUCUUCCAUCCUUUGAGCAGUGUGAAGGUCCAGUGUGCCACUUGACUAUUUAAAAAAAAAAUCACAGCAUGUGUCUGGGAUCAGACAGAAUGGAGGGGAGGUUUUCUCGUUGUACAAUACUUGUGGGAAGUCAUUCUGUAACUUUCUGACCCAGAGCUGCCGGAAUCUAUUCAUUAUAAUCACCAUGAUGGCCUGGUUCCCCAACUUACAGUAAAUUCUUUGAGUAUUGCAGGAAAACACCUAAAUGCCUUAUUUGCCUCUCAGUGUCUAUCUGCACCCCAAAAUCCACAUGGAUGGGGGUCAAGGGAUGGAAAAGCCCCUUUUCUUUUUAGUUAAAGUCUACCUUCUCUCCCUCCCAUCUCCCCUGUUCCCUGUUAAGAAAGAAAGAAAAAUAAAAUCCCUGUUCCAAAAUAUGUAGAGUCAAGGAAAACAAAUUCCUGCUUGACCAUGUCUAUCACCCCUAAAGCCCUUUUGGUUUUGUUUUGUUUUUUCUGCAAAUUGACAUAACAUAAAUGUUUGAUUGAAUCUCUGUGCGAUUGCCUGGGGUCAUGAAGCAUGAGCAAAGAAGAUAAGAUGGUGGUGAGUUUUGGCCCAGGAAUCUCAUUAUUAUUAUGAUUUCUUCUGUUCUCCUUGCAUCCCAGUGCCAUCAUGGGCCCCCCCCAUCCUUCCCCAGGCAUUCAAUGAUCAUCAUACUUGUAAGGAUUGUGGGAGAUGGGAAAUGGCCGACGGGGCUGAGCAGCUGCCGUGUUAUUAAUGAUGGCCUUCUCUGAGCUAUGAUGUGUUUGUACUGAAGAAUUUUGAAACUGCAAGUUCCACACCCUUCCUCCACGCAUGUCAAUGAUUGCUAUUGCCUGCUAGAGAAUAGAUAUGGGCAUGGUUCGUCUACUGCUGAGUGAGGCCUUAAUUAGGAGGUCUCUCAUAUUAGAAAUCUUGUGAAAGUCCCCCCCAUCUAAGUCAGGGCUCCUGGAUGAUCAAAGGGGAGGCACUGAAGUCUUUAAAACAAACCCUGCUGAGAGACAAUUUCUUCUUCUUUUUUUUGGUUGCUGACCUGCCCAGAGUCAUACAGCUAGUAAGUGUUAUAUGUCUGAAGCUG
Vombatus ursinus (common wombat) is the source of this 3430-nucleotide messenger RNA. RefSeq lists its product as uncharacterized. NCBI's taxonomy places the organism in Eukaryota, Metazoa, Chordata, Mammalia, Diprotodontia, Vombatidae. Gene Ontology annotation, biological process: viral process. Bases 200 to 1549 code for a protein of 449 amino acids. The record is from RefSeq and is a predicted model, not a curated record. The transcript has 3 exons. Gene Ontology annotation, molecular function: nucleic acid binding; zinc ion binding.